UAUUAAGGUGCAAUUUGAAACACGGAGUACUUUCAAAGGACUGAUAUUUGUGGAAGAUCACUUAGCGGAUCCGUCAUGUCGCUCAACUUCUGCUGAAAACGUGAAUGGUAAAGGACGAAAUGCAUCCAUUAGACUUGGAUUCAAAAGUUGUGAUGUUGAGAGAAGGAGAUCGAGUAACCCACGUGGUUUAUAUAUUACAACAUCACUAUUUCUGGCAUUUCAACCUGAUUUUCUCACCAAAAUUGACCGUGUUUAUGUGGUGCAGUGUUUAUAUAUGGAAAUGGAAAAAAUUUUCGAGAAACAAAUACAAGUAAAGAUGAAUCCUCCUCCACUUCAAACCGAGCAAGUAGCGAUGCCAAUGUGUAAAUACGAGAUUCUUGAUGGAUCGCCAGCUGGACCACCAGUAUUUUAUGCUGUCAUUGGACAGAUGGUUUAUCACAAAUGGACAUGUGAAACGAACACCGAAAAUCAGUUCUGUAUGAUGGUGCACAGUUGCUUUGUGGAUGACGGUAACGGUGAUCGAGUUCAGCUGAUUGAUGAGCAAGGAUGUGCGAAAGACAAAUAUCUACUGCAAAAUCUGGAAUACGUGUCAGAUUUAAUGGCGGGUAAAGAAGCGCAUGUUUAUAAAUAUGCCGAUCGACAAAGUUUAUUCUUCGAUUGCCAAAUAUCAGUGACAGUAAAAGAACCGAAUCAGGAAUACUGCUCCAUUCCAACUUGUCCAGAGCCAUCAAGGCGAAAGCGUCAGACUUCAUUGCAGCCAGAACCACUAAUGAAAGGAAGUCAGACUUUGUCAUCCUUUGAAAAUAUUUCUCAAGCAAAGGAACAAACGUCAGUGGAGAGCAAUGGAAUAAUAACAUUUAGUAAAAAAGAAUAUGAAUUGGAAAUGAAGUUUAACCUUCGACAAGACCAAAAUGAAAAAGUUCGCUGGUUUAAUGGAAAUGUCAAUGUCUACCAGGAUAUGCUCUGCAUGUCAUCACUUGGCCUCGGUACAAUUGCAGCAAUGAAUUUAAUUAUGAUCUCAACAUCAGCUCUAUUUUUCUAUGGCAGUUGCAAGUAUUCAUUAUGUAGAACAAUGGAUCAAAUGUAA
Messenger RNA from Loa loa (African eye worm), 1087 nucleotides. Its product is annotated as cuticlin 1. The transcript is spliced from 8 exons. Lineage: Eukaryota; Metazoa; Nematoda; Chromadorea; Rhabditida; Onchocercidae. The record is from RefSeq and is a predicted model, not a curated record. The annotation marks the transcript as partial.